Messenger RNA from Eublepharis macularius, 1038 nucleotides. RefSeq names its product transmembrane protein 216 (gene TMEM216). Bases 29 to 454 code for a protein of 141 amino acids. The transcript has 5 exons. Gene Ontology annotation, cellular component: ciliary transition zone. Gene Ontology annotation, biological process: non-motile cilium assembly. The record is from RefSeq and is a predicted model, not a curated record. NCBI's taxonomy places the organism in Eukaryota, Metazoa, Chordata, Lepidosauria, Squamata, Eublepharidae.
UGCGUAGUGGUUUCCAUGGAAACGGAAGAUGGCGCCUCGGAAUCGCCAACUCUCUUCUACCCCUCUGGAGAUUCUGCUGUUCCUCAAUGGCUGGUAUUAUGCCACAUAUUUCUUGCUGGAGAUCUUCAUAUUUGUCUAUAAGGGACUGCUGUUGCCAUAUCCUUCUGCCAAUCUGGCCUUGGACCUGGUUAUGCUUUUCCUCUACCUUGGAAUUGAAGUAACCCGGAUAUUUUUUGGCUCAAAAGGGAACCUAUGUCAAAGGAAAGUACCCCUCUCCAUCAGCUUGGCUUUAACGUUUCCAGCAGCAGUGAUGGCAGCCUACUAUCUUCUCCUGCAGACCUAUGCUCUGCGUUUGGAGGCCAUCCUCAAUGCUAUUCUGCUUCUCUUCUAUGCUGUUGAGCUGUUUCUGGGCAUUCUUACCCUGGCUUCCUUCUCCAGUUUGGACUCCUACUGAGAAUCUUUCCAGACACUACACAUGGAAUCCUGUGCUCUUCAUAUAGGAAAGAAGCUACAUGAACUUUUGAUUGUCAUGGUUGACUGUGGCUUGACAUCUAGUUUCUUGAAAAAGCUGGAAGAUGACACAGCCACUGUCCUGUUUCAGCUAGGGGACCAUCAGGAAGGUUCUCAAGAGAUCACUGGACCCAUUGUUAGCCACAGACCCAGUAUCACCUUCGCAUUCCUGCUCGAGGAUGACAAGUUCAGACUUUACAACUAGGAAAUUUGACUCCUGAAAGUUCAGACUACUCAGAUUAUAGCUACAGCUGCUGUGUCUUUUGACUUCCUUGGUAUGGUAGUCUGACAGUGGGCUCCAGCGUUUCUAGCAUGUGUGCAGUGAUUGUCAUUGGGGCAUAUCUACCCAAUCUUUCCUGUAUGUGAACUCCUUGUAUCUGAUCCCUGAAAGGGGAGGGGAGAAUGACAGUGAGGACAGUGGGCUUUCUGCCUGUUCCCCAAUUCAGUAUUGUUACUGUAUGUAUUAGUGAUUUAUUUGUAGCACUUUGUUUUUCUACUGUAUCCUUGGAAUAAAUAUUUAUUUUUCAA